UGUACAGCUGUGCGCAUGCGCAGUGCGUGGUGCUAGCUCCGACCACGUAGCGAGUAUCAGCGGCUGUAAAGCCUCAGGGUUUUGUUCAGAGAAAUAGCUGUAGUAAAAACAAUUCACGGCCUCCGAGUUGUAACUAUAAAGGGCCGUUAAAAAUGGCAAGGUACCUGAGGCCGCCUAACACAUCUCUGUUCGUUAGAAACAUCGCCGACGACUCCAGGCCAGAGGAUUUACGACGUGAGUUUGGUCGUUAUGGGCCUAUUGUAGAUGUCUACAUUCCACUUGACUUCUAUACACGGCGGGCAAGAGGAUUUGCUUACAUUCAGUUUGAAGAUGUCCGGGAUGCAGAGGACGCUCUUCACAACCUGGACCAUAAAUGGGUCUGUGGCCGUCAGAUCGAGAUCCAGUUCGCCCAGGGGGACAGAAAGACCCCUAACCAGAUGAAAACCAAGGAGCGCCAUUCCCCUCGCAGUUUCUCCCGCCACGAUGAUAAUCGAGAUAGCCGCCGAAGACGAUCCCGAAGCCGCAGUUAUGAUCGACGCCGGUCCCGGAGCCCCUCCUACGAGCACCGUCCCCGGAGGUCUGAGAGCCCCAGAGAAUCUCGGUCCUACACUCGACACAGACGGAGCAGAAGCAAUGAAAAUGACAGGUACAGAGGUCCUCCUCGUGACCACCACAGGCCCAACCGUGAACCGGGCUCACGGAGCCGAUCCGCAUCCCACUCCCCUUCCCCUCCCAGACCCAAAGGUAAUAAGAAGAGCCAGUCCAGGUCCCACAGCCCGGCCGAAGACUUCCACCCAGCCUCCAGCGCCCAGAAACGGCCCGUGGGACGAUCUCCGUCCCGCUCCUGCUCUCGAUCCGUGUCCCGCUCACGCUCCCGGUCCAGGUCCUGGGCCGGACGCAAGUCUGGAGGCCACUGACUGUCUGUUCCUCUGAAGCUGUGUUAAUCUCUCUGAGGAUGUUUGUGUUCAGCUACGAUAACUUCAGUGUUCUGACCUAUGUUUGUAUUUGUUUAUCAUCACAUUAUUGAUCUCUCUGUCGCCAAAGGAGGGAAGAGAGCAGCUAGAUAGUCGAGAUAUUUCUUUUAGUUAAAAAGAUUUGUUCUGAAGUGAUUCAUGAAAGUCAAUCAAUAGUCUUUUUAGGACUUGUGUAAUGUGGGAAUCCGAUGGUGGGGAAAUGUUACAGUUCGGCGUUGCCAAUAUUUUUGUACUUUCAAUUAGCAAUAUUUACGUCCAUACAUUUAAUACGCCUGUCUGUUUGGCUCUAUUGUUUAUGUACUAUGGAAACAAAUAAAUGCUACGCUCUCCCUGCUAUUAUACAGCAGGCAAACUGUA
This is a messenger RNA of Centropristis striata (black sea bass), 1331 nucleotides long. It is a transcript of the gene srsf10a, whose product is annotated as serine and arginine rich splicing factor 10a. NCBI's taxonomy places the organism in Eukaryota, Metazoa, Chordata, Actinopteri, Perciformes, Serranidae. The record is from RefSeq and is a predicted model, not a curated record. Bases 153 to 917 code for a protein of 254 amino acids. The transcript is spliced from 6 exons. Gene Ontology annotation, molecular function: RNA binding.